UGCAAAAAUAUCAACCGUCGGAUUAAAUACAUUUAACUUUAACUCAAAGCCUUUAGAAUGGAUUUUAGCUGCAGAUUUCCCACAUUCACACAGGAAACAGGAGGCAGGUUUGGCGUUUGGGUUCUGAGAGAGUUUCCAUUACCACUUCUCUCGUCUUCCUCGCAAAAUAAAAUUAAAAGUUUUAAAUAGAGCAAACUUUAUUUAGUCAUUUUGUUUCAGCUGAUCACUGUGGCGAUCCUGCAGCAUUGAAGCAGAAUCCUCUUUGUGUGAAAUGAGUUGAUUGUCUGAUUUUAGAUCAGUUUUCUUCGUCCCUGCCAGUAUUUAGCUUAUUAUGCACUGACUCUUUUAGUUAAACAUCUGUUAUGGAAUAAAAGUAAUCAAAUUAGAAGCAGGUAUAAAAGGAAUUGACAUCAAUAAAUACCAUAGAAGGUUUUAAUUUAUUUGCUUAAGUGUAGAAAAAUGUCUUCCAGUCACAAAAGUAAAAAUAAAAUCUGACUUCCUUCGCAUUUCAUUGAAAACAUAAUAGAAAAUUACGCUUUUAUUGCUAUUUUCUGACCAAGUAGAGGGCUCUACCUUCUCUUUACGUUAGAGGAAAAGGCAUCGGGAAAAUGGAGCUGAAAAGAAGGUUUGGAAAGUUAUUAGAAAACUAAAAUCUCGUGGCAUGAAUCUGAAUUAGAUGCGAGACGCAAAAAACCAAAUGAAUCGAUGAAGAAUUUCCAAAUAGAGCUGUAAACCAAGCAGAGGAAGGAAUGCAACUUUAAGCCAAAAAAAAUUAUCCAAAAAACCCCCCAAAAACAGAAAAUGUUGUUGUUGUGGGCUUUAAGCCUGGUUUUCAGUAUGUCAGGUGAUAUCUUGCUAUUUUAUCUCAAAACACGAAAGUGAAUGCAGUUCAUGUCGGCCUCAAACCUGCGGGGUUUGUGUGGUUUCAGAUUAAAAUUAAAAUUAAGGAAGUCGGUUACUGGUGUUUCUGUUCUCAGUUUAAGCAGACAAGAAGUGGACUGAUUAAAUCUGUUUAUUGAAGACGAUCGAAGAAAAAUGUUUUCUUCAAUCAUCUGUCAGUCUUUGUUCACAAAUUACGACACUUCCCUUUGUCCAGAGAGCUUAUUGACAAGGACAUGUGUGUCAAAAAGUAUUAGGUAACAUCCUUAAACUGUAGGAGGGCCACCAAUCUCUGUUUCAACUUUACCUGAAGUCUGUAAUAUGUGUGAGAGUGAAUGACAUAGAGAGGAGACUUGAUCUUUCAAACCACCACGACCUUGCAAGGAAAAAUAAAUACAUAAUAUGUUUGUAGUCCAGGUUUGUUUUGUUGCUCCAAAAUGAACCUGGGUCCAUUUGUAACUUUGAGAGUUGCAUUUGUCUUUAUUUGGUGGUGGAAAAUUAAGGCUCACAAAGACGGCAGAUUUUAAAUGGGGAUUAAAAUGUGGAACCAAAGUCCUAAUAAUGAGCUGCAUUUAUGAGGAGUGUGAUGCAGACCUAGGAUUCUACAGCGUUAUAUUUGUGCCAACAUUUUGAGUCCUAAUGUUUACUUUUCCUCAAGUAAACAUUAGCAUGCUUUUGUUUUUAACAUGUUAAGAUUACAAUAAAUAUAAUGAUAUUUUUCAAAGAGCCUGCUGGACUUGGUGCUGGCACUGGUUUUACGUUCGCUUGCAUUUUCAUUUUGAAGAGGAGACAAAAGAAAUGGCCCCGUGUGUUACAUCACGUCCGAAUGAAGACACGAAAUAUUCCUGAAUCACUUCACAAAGAACGCAACCAUCAAAAAGGCUUCAGUACUAUUUAUUUUACAAUUGUUUUUAAGGGUGCCAAUAAAGUAGUAAUAAUUUCUUACCAGUACAAUAAUUAAAAGUUGGAUUCUUAUUUUUUCUUCCCUGCUUGUGCUUUAAAAUAAAUAAGAGAGGCUACAGGAUAUCAUAAAAUGUGUUCAGGACAAAUAACUCCAAUCUCUUAAAAACAUGUUAAGUUGUUGAGGUGUUUCCACCGAAAGACGCACAACACAUUUCCCCGCUGAUGCGUGACAACUUCCUGUUUUUAAUAGUGAACAAACGGUGAGUCUGUCUAAAUUUACACGAGAACAUCUGAACAGUGGAAUGCAGUUAUUGGACUUCACAUCUGCUGAACUCCUCAGUCCUUCAUUCAGGUUUAUUUCUCCAGUGCAGCCAUUUGUCAUACAUCAUGAUGAACAAAAUGUUCCUGAGUGUCCUCUUUUUUUCAAGCUCUGUGGUUGCUUGUGUUGAAGACGCGGGCCUGUUCAUCACUGCACCGACACCGAUGGAGGCUCUGAAUGGAUCCUGUUUGCAUAUUCCCUGUAGCUUCACAGCUAAAAAUGAAGUCAGCUUUUCCAGUGGAAAGCCUGUCGGAGUCUGGAUGAAAAGUGACCCGAAAUUCUCCACAUUUCCACAGAAUGUGAUUUUCAACAGCAGUGAGACGACAAACGCCUAUCCCAUGACUAUAAGUGGCAAUCUGAUGGAGAAAAACUGCACCACUUUGUUUUCAGGCAUAAGCCAAAGACAUGCAGACACAUAUUACUUCAGAAUUGAAAGCGGCCAAUUUAAGGCUUCGGCUAUUUGCAAUGCUCUUCAAAUAAAAAUUAAAGAUUCUCCAUGGAGUCCCAGCAUUAAUGUUCCCUCUGACCUGAAGGAGCAUCAGUCUGUCACUGUAACCUGCUCAGCUUUCACUCCCUGUCCACACUCACCUCCUGAACUCACCUGGAAUCUCCAACAAGACUCUCUCAGACAAACAGAGAAAAACACAGAUGGAACCUUUACAACUAAAAUCCAGGAGAACAUCACUCUGUCAGACACACAUGAUGGAUACAACAUCAGAUGUUCUGCCAGAUAUCCUGUGAUCGGAGGAAACAAGACAGCAGAGACAGAAGUGACUCUCAGUGUUUCCUAUGCUCCUAGAGACACCUCAGCAUCCAUCAGUCCAUCAGGUUUGGUGUCAGCAGGUAGCUGGGUGGAGCUGAGCUGCUCCAGCAGAGCCAAACCUCCACCCAGCUUCACCUGGUUCAAGAACAGUGAACAUGGAAACAUUAAUGUGUCCAUGGGGCAGGUUUACAGCUUCAAUGCCUCUGAGGGAGGAAAGUAUUACUGUUUGGCCACAAAUGAUCUGGGGGAUGAGAGAUCAUCAGGGAUCUUCCUGAGUUUUGAAGUUUCGCCACAGCAAUCUGAACACUGGCUGGAAAUCUGCACUGGAAUCAUUACGAUCAUCAGUGUCGGUGUCUGUAUUUGGGCUAUCGUUUGCUGGAGGAGGAAAAAGACGACAGAUGAAGCCGUAUCAUGGCUACAGAUUGAAAAUAGUUUAGAGUCUACAAGAAGCACAGAAGAGGAAGAAAAAGAACAAACCCUCCAUUAUGGAGAGAUUCAGUUUCUAAAGCGAAGCCCUGAACCAUCCAACUGCAGAGUGGAGCUCGACACAGUCUACUCUCAGGUUAAAGUGUCUGAGCCAGCAAGUCGUUUGAGGCAAAUGGCUGAUGACCCAGAAUGCCUCUAUGCUCAAGUAAGAUGUUAGUGAUUUUAGAUAAAUUUUUUUUUACAGGUUUCUAUGUAGUUAAUCCUUUUCAAAAUACCUCAUGUACUAAAAGGAUCCCCUCAUGUGUGAAUGCAAUGCCUACACUUCCUCAACAGGAAACUCAAACUCGCACACUUCAGCAAUUUCUUCUCCCCCCCAGACGAAUAUACACAGAUGUAUGCAAAUAGUCACAGAGCUCUAGAAAAAAGGGGAACCUCGUCAACCUUUCUGUUCACACACCUGCAUCAUAGGCUAUGAGCACUGAGAGCAAUAAGUUUUCUGCUUGAAUACUGUAUUAUAUUCUUCACUUUUGUCGUGCGUGUGCCUGAAUCCCAUGUCCAUUUUGUUUCAUACGCUGACAGGGUUUUCCCCGCUCCCUCUUAUUCUUAUUUAGCUGUGCGGUUGCAGCAGUUGCUGAAAGCAUGUUUUAAAUACAGCGACUAUUUACUUCAGGUUUGACUUUGUUGUAAGCCCAGGUGAAAAGAGUGAUGGACGGAGAAAUUGUUGUGAUUCCAGGAAGCUCUUUGUAAAUGUUCAGUGUCACAUUUGAAGUGGUGAGACCAAAUGAGAAGCCACUAGCUUGUAUUUGAUAUAAAUCUACUUCAUCUUUAUCUUCUCCUGCGUGUUCAUUUUUGGCAUCUAUUCACCAU
This is a messenger RNA of Gambusia affinis (western mosquitofish), 4157 nucleotides long. Its product is annotated as myelin-associated glycoprotein-like. Bases 2170 to 3507 code for a protein of 445 amino acids. The record is from RefSeq and is a predicted model, not a curated record. The transcript is spliced from 8 exons. Lineage: Eukaryota; Metazoa; Chordata; Actinopteri; Cyprinodontiformes; Poeciliidae.